Nerophis lumbriciformis (worm pipefish) is the source of this 8588-nucleotide messenger RNA. RefSeq names its product Rho GTPase activating protein 35a (gene arhgap35a). Gene Ontology annotation, biological process: regulation of axonogenesis; Rho protein signal transduction; regulation of cell size. The record is from RefSeq and is a predicted model, not a curated record. Lineage: Eukaryota; Metazoa; Chordata; Actinopteri; Syngnathiformes; Syngnathidae. Gene Ontology annotation, molecular function: GTPase activity; GTPase activator activity; GTP binding. Gene Ontology annotation, cellular component: cytosol.
UCUCUCUGUGUUGGCGGUGAAAGAGGAGGGGAUGCUGCCGCUUGGAGUCGGGAUAAAAAAAAAGGGGGCCGCCAUUAUUGGGAAGCUGACCAAAAAUAAGACAGAAGAAGCGUCACAUUUGUUUGCGGCUUACCAGGACUCGACAUCACCAACGAAGGCGGGCAUGGUCGCUUCCUCUCGGCUCGUUUCGAAGACACCACAUCUCCAUCGCCCCUUUUGUUUCCUCUUAUUUUUGGACACAACAAAGGAAAUAAUACUUGCUCCAACCAACGUGGUGGCGAAGCAAGAACCACUUGUUAAAAAGAGGCAUUUUUAAAAGCAGGAGCAACAGCGGCACCUCCAUUUUUCUCUCUCCUUGUUUUGUUGAAGAAGACUUUUUUUGUGUGCCGCAUUUGCUCGCUUGUGUCCUAACUAGCAUGUCUGCUAGCGUGUGUCCUAACUAGCAUGUCUGCUAGCCCUCCCGGAACGCGGAGGCUAAUGUGAAAACUUCCCCAGUCAGCAUAGAAAAAAAAAAAAAAAAAGACUUCCCAAGAGAGAAGAAAGGAGUGGACCGAAUUCGGACAGGAAGGAAUGUUAUGGGUCAACCCCGAUAGUGAGAACCUCUUGCAUGGGAACCCUGAGUCCUUGGCAGCCUCCUUCUCUCUCUAGAGCUUGAGGCAAGCAUGGCAGGAUGAACCUCCGCCAGCGAUAAUGAUGGCCAAAAAGCAAGAUGUCCGGGCGCCCAUCUACAACCUGGUCGUGGUUGGGCUGUCCGGUACAGAGAAAGACAAGGGCCAAUGCGGAGUGGGAAAGUCCUGCCUGUGCAACCGCUUUGUUCGGCCAAGCGCUGAUGACUUCUACCUGGACCACACCUCUGUUCUCAGCACUAGUGACUUUGGAGGACGUGUAGUGAACAAUGACCACUUCCUCUUCUGGGGAGAGGCUGGUAGAACUGUGGAAGAGGGACCAGAGUGUCGAAUGAAUGUGGUGGAACAGACAGAAUUCAUUGAUGACCAAACAUUCCUGCCGCACCGGAGCACGGCGCUGCAGCCAUACAUCAAGAGGGCUGCCUCCACUAAACUAGCCUCAGCUGAGAAGUUGAUGUACUUUUGCACAGACCAGUUGGGGCUCGAACAAGACUUUGAGCAGAAACAGAUGCCCGAGGGCAAGCUCAUGGUGGAUGGAUUUUUACUCUGUGUGGAUGUGAGCAGGGGCAUGAACCGCAGCUUUGAGGAUCAGAUGAAGUUUAUUACAAAUCUGUACAACCAACUUGCUAAAACAAAGAAACCUGUGGUACUGGUUCUUACCAAAUGUGAUGAAGGAGUUGAGCGCUACAUUAAAGACUCCCACACAUUUGCUCUAGCGAAGAAAAACCUGCAGGUGGUAGAAACAUCAGCACGCUCAAAUGUCAAUGUUGACUUAGCCUUUCUAACACUUCUUCAACUAAUUGACAAAAGUCGAGGGAAGCCCAAAAUAAUCACUUACUUUGAGGCACUAAGACAGCAGAGUCAACAGAUUGCCUCAGCAAAAGACCGCUAUGAGAGGCUUGUCAACCGCAUUGUAAGGAACCACAAUGAGACUUGGCUCUCUGUCAGUCACCGUAUGCAGUCCGCACCAGAGUACAAGGACUAUGUCUUCCUUGAGGGGACAGCUAAAGCCAAGAAGCUCUUCCAACAGCACGUGCACAGACUAAAGCAAGAGCAUAUAGAGAAACGGAGGAAGGCCUAUCUAAGUACUUUACCACAAGCCCUCUCUGUACUAUUACCGCAAUUGGAUGAGAUUGACCAUUUGAGCUGGUCUGGAGUUCAGAAAGUACUGGAAACAAAGAGAGACUUCUCCCAGUGGUUUGUUGUUUUAGACGACACACCAUGGGAGACCACGCCGCACAUUGACAAAAUGGAGGAUGACCGCAUUCCCCAGGACCUCCUUGAAACUCGCACAGCUGAGGAUAUCUACAAAACUCACCUGGACCAGCUAAGGGAAGACCGAAAACGAGCAGAAAUGAGAUGGGAAUUCAAGGAGAAGCUGAGUGUCUCGCCUUUCAUUACUCCAGGAAAACCCUGGGAGGAGGCUCGCAGCUUCAUAAUGAAUGAAGACUUUUACCAGUGGCUGGACGAAGCAGAGUAUCUGGAUAUUUACAAUAAGCACCAGAAGGAGAUUAUCGACCGAGCCAAAGAGGACUUUCAGGAGCUGCUUCUUGAAUAUUCUGAACUUUUUUAUGAGCUAGAGGUGGAUGCAAAGCCAAGUAAAGAAAAAAUGGGAGCAAUUCAGGAAGUUUUAGGUGAGGAACAAAGGUUCAAAGCCUUACAAAAGCUGCAGGCAGAAAGGGAUGCUUUAGUAUUGAAACAUAUCCACUUUGUUUACCACCCAACAAAGGACACCUGCCCCAACAGUCCUCAUUGUGUGGACUCUAAAAUUGAGCAGAUCCUGGCUUCCAGAUUUCCCACUCGCUAUGCAUCACCAGAUAGUUUAAGACUGGAUGGGGGUAGGGCAGAAAGGAUAAAUCUGGUCAUACUUGGUAAAGACGGGCUUGCCAGAGAAAUGGCAAAUGAGAUAAGGGCAUUGUGUACCAGUGACGAUAGGUACGUGCUCGAUGGAAAAAUAUAUGAAUUAGCUCUUCGGCCCAUUGAGGGCAAUGUACGCUUGCCAGUCAAUUCCUUCCACACACCAACCUUUGCACCUCAUGGUUGCCUGUGUUUGUAUAACUCAAAGGAAUCACUCUCAUAUGUGGUUGACAGUUUAGAAAAGCUUAGAGAGUCAACCAUAGGUAGAAGGGACAGAGAAAAUGUUUUAACCCAACUGCCACUUUUUCUCCUCCUUGUGACUAAGCGUGGGGUGGGUUCUAUAGGGGACAUUGGGGGGGAAACUGCUCAGACUCUUAUUCAUCAAGGGUUGCUUGUGGCUGCAAAGCUGCAGUGUUGUUACCUGGACCCAGCCUCGCCAGGCAUGGGCUAUGGGCGCAAUGUCAAUGAGAGGCAGCUCAACCAGAUGUUGAAGGGCCUUUUAGAGUCCCGUAGAAGCCUAAGAAGCGGCUCACCACCUUUACCCUCUUCAUUGUCCACCCUCAGAGACUCUCAGUCCCAGCCAGUACUAGAAUCAGACUUGAAGAUUGUCAUGUGCCUCAUGUGUGGAGACACGUAUGAUCUAGACCAGCUCCUUGCUCCCUUCUUGCUGCCCCAGCAUUGUCGCCCCGCUAUCAGCCUCAACAGUGGAACCUCUGUCCUACUGGAUCUAAGUAUAGGUGGUCAGAGACAGACAAUUGAGUUGUCUUUGCUGUCCUUUCAUUCUUCAUUCUCUCUCCGCAAGACUCGGCUGGUCCACGGCUACAUUGCAGUGUACUCUGCUCGCAGGAAAGCCUCCUUGGAAACUUUGUGCGCUUUCCUGUGUGAGGUUCAAGACAUCAUUCCAGUUCAGUUGCUUGGAGUUGGGGAAAGCCAAAUGGAGCUUUCAGACUCUGAGUCAGCAAAGGAACAGGUCAGUCAGGGAGAGGAACUUGCUCAUGAAAUUGAGGCAAGGUUUAACACAGUAAUAUGCGGGCAUGGAGGAGUUGUAGGCGGACUUCAUAAGAUCGACCUUUUCCAAACUUUUCUCAAGGAAAUAGUGGAGAAGCGCACUAUUAUUGAGGCAACACACAUGUAUGAUAACGUGGCUGAAGCCUGUACCAAUGAAAGCACCAGCCCUCGUUGUGGCUCACCAAGUCCAGUGAAUCUUAUGGACUCCGAAGACGACAUUGACCCAUCACCACCUUCUUAUCCGACUUUGAGGGAAGAUGGAAGUCUGUGUUCCCAUCUUGGAAGCUUAAAGCUAACAGAUUUAGAUUCAAGUGACACAUUUUCCGUUAUUUCUGAACUCAGCACAUUUGAAAGCAAGUUAAACAACAAGGUGCCUCCGCAAGUGAAACCGAAACCUGUCCGAAAGGUCAAUCUAGGCCCUUACAUGGACCAGCAAGUUGGCACCACCCGCCGCUCUUUGCCCCAAGCUGUCACCUGGGCUCCAGGUAGCGAUGGUGGCUACGAUCCCUCCGACUACGCCGAGCCUAUGGAUGCUGUGAGCAAACCUCGACAUACAGAGGAGGAGAGUAUUUACUCUGUCCCUCAUGACAGCACACAGGGCAAGAUCAUUACCAUCCGCAAUGCCUACAAAGGUCACGCCAACGGGAGCGCUGGGGGGAACGGGUCCGACAGUGAGGCGGAUAGCAGCUCGCUGGAACGGAGAAGAAAGUUGUCGGCCAUUGGAGUAAAGCCUAGACUUUACAGGGACAGAUCCAAACGUCUUGGAAAAUUCAGCAGUUUUAGGACAAGCUUUUCAAUAGGCAGCGAUGAUGAGAUGGGGGGGCCACCCAAGGCUAGUCAGGAUGAUGGAGGAGCCCAGAAGGACAACUCCAUUGAGGAAAAUGAGGACCCCAAAAGGAGAAGUAUCCUGAAGAGCUUGCGCAGAAAUACAAAGAAACCGCGAUCCAAACCAAGGCAUUCUAUAUCCAAACCUAUUGAGAGCAGCUACUUCGGAGUGCCGCUGGUAACCGUGGUAACUCCAGAGAGACCCAUCCCGGUGUUUAUUGAGAAGUGUAUACGAUUCAUUGAAACAACAGGCUUGAGCACGGAGGGCAUCUACAGGGUCAGCGGGAACAAGGCGGAAAUGGAGAGCAUGCAGCGUCAGUUUGACCAAGAUCACAACCUGGACCUGGUGGAGAAAGACUUCACUAUUAACACAGUAGCCGGAGCCAUGAAGGCCUUCUUCUCUGAGCUGCCUGAGCCUCUUGUACCUUACAGCAUGCAGGGAGAACUGGUGGAGGCCUUCAAGAUCAACGACAGGGAGCAGCGCUUCCUGACGAUGAAGGACAUCCUCCGCUGCUUCCCCAGAGAGAAUUAUGAGGUCUUCAAAUAUGUUAUCAGCCACUUGAACAAGGUGAGUCAGAACAACAAGCUGAACCUGAUGACCAGCGAGAACCUGUCCAUCUGCUUCUGGCCUACGCUGAUGAGGCCCGACUUCACCACCAUGGACGCCCUGACCGCCACCCGCACCUACCAGACAAUCAUCGAGAGCUUCAUCCACCAGUGCUCCUACUUCUUCUACAAUCAGCCGCUGGCCGACGGCCUGCCAGGCUCGCCCUCCUCCACGCUGUCAUCCUACGGCGGCGGCGGCACCUCAGCGUAUUCCUGCAUGGCCGGCGGCUACUCCUCCUCGCCGGCCCCGUCCCCUCCGACCCCUUACGUGCUCCCGGCUACGCCCCCUGUCAUCCCGCACUACGGCCCCCCCAUCCACCACCAUCACCACCAUCAUCACCAACACCAGUCGCCGCCCCAUUCCCCACCUCCCACCCCCCAGUCUACCAUCCCUGCCCUGAUGCCGCCCUCCCUGCACCCCCAUCACCCGCCCACGGAACAACACACGCUGUGAAGCAGGGAUCAAGGGAACACGGAUGAGAGGAAGUAGGGACGUGCGCUCGUUUGUAUCCACACCCGCCAUCUUGUUUGUAGAGCUGGAAACACACCGUCACCAUCUUCCUUCUUAAGAAUGCUGGGAGUCAACAUGGAUGCCACACAUUUCACCUUUCAAUAUUCUUUUGCAGUAGUUUCACACCAGGCUCCUUAGAAGCACGCAAAAGAAGAAAAAGGGGGGGAAAAAACCCAACCAACCGGUUCUGCAGAUUGGUGCACUCACGCCUCUCUCUGUCUUCAUCAAGUUAUUUUUUUUAUUUAUAUCAACCCCUCCCUCAAAUGUUUUCUUUUUCUCCCGUGACUCAUUGCUGCAGUCGUCAUAGUAAGGACUUUGUCCACAAAGCACUUUCCUGAGCACUUUUUGGAUGUCACGUGACAGCCACCUUGGGCUGAGUCCUCGCCAGCGCACUCUUGCCGGAGCGCGCCACUGACAUCUAGUGGACAACACGGUUAUUACAAGCCACUAACAAUAGCGUCUCGGUGUCUUUUUUUUUUUUCCUACUGCAUCGUCUUUACAGUCGAUUGUACAUAAAAAAAUAACAUAAAUAAUUGAGAUUAUUCCGCUCACGUCGCCUCAAAACUUGCAGUAGGACAUUAAAAACACUGAAUUACCCGAAGGGAAUUUAGGAAUGAAGAUAUUAGCACAAAGUAGCUGUCAAAGCCAUAAGGCUCAUAUUUUCAUUUUCAUUUUUAUUGGAGGAAAUAAUUAACAAACCACAAUGCAAAGGGGUAUUUUGGCCGCACAAAAAAGAAAAAAAAAUACAAUUUCAUGAAUAGAGUCCCUAUGAUGCGUGGAAAGAGCUAUCAACUCUUCAAUCAUAACAUUAAUUUCGCACUUUUUUCUCGUUAUAACUAAUUAAUAUGGUAAAAAGUUCAUAGAUAAUGAUUAUAACACAAGUUUGCCCUGCUCUUUUAUUUCCAUAAUAUUGCUCUUUUUUCUCUUAUUACUACUUAGUUAAAAUAACUUUGUAAAGUAGGAUCACUAGUCGAUUACAACUUCACACCUGUAACAUUUUAAAAGAAGCUAUGAAAAAGGAUGAGCAAUUUAAUGAAAACAAGUUUUAUUCCUUUACAAUUACACAUUUAUCCCACUAAAAUUAUGACAUUACUUUUGUGUUUUUCCCCCCUAUAUUUUGUGGUAUUAUGACCUAAUUUUUUUUUUUUUAAAAUUUUGAAGGCUUUUUUCCUCUCUUUCCACACUUAAAAGAGCAACUUUUUGAAAUAAGACAGGGCAAACUGUAUUUACACAAAUAAAGUGGUAAUAUUACAGUUGUUUUUUUCCUGGUAGUCUUACAACUUUGGUAUAAUUACUACUGUUGUUACAUUAUGCAAAAUAUAUAUAACAGGAAAAUUCAUAAAAUCAUGAGAAACAAGAUUAAUUUCUUUACAAUGACACCCCCCCCCCCCCUAAAAUUAUGAUUUUACUCUUAUUACAUAUUCUUUCUUUCAAAUUGAUGCUUUUUUCCAACACUCAUAAUAUAAUGACUUCAUGUGGUAUGUUAUUCCCCUUCCUACACUUCUAUAAAAGCAACUUUUUGCAGUAAAAUAGGGCAAGCCAUACAUUUACACAAAUAAAGUGGUAAUAUUACAGUUCUUUUUUCAUUUUUAUUCUCAGAAAAUCAUUUCCAACUUCAUUUAGUAAAAACAACCUUUUAUUCCCAUUAAAUUAAAUAUUUUGUCCCUUCUUCCAAUACUAAUAACACUUUAUUUAGCAAACUUUUUUUGUGAAAAAUUUCGAUUUAUUUUGUGUAUAUUACUAACUUUUUUCUUUUGAAAUUUACGCAAGAUUCAUUGAUAUGACAAAAAGUGGAUUUAUUUCCCUGUAAUAUUACCACUUAAAAAUGUUGACUUUGUUUAUCGUUCUAUAAAUUUGUAACUACUUCAAAACAUUACAAUAUUUGUAUUUAUUAAAUGUAAUUUUUUCUCCUAAUAAUUCCAUGAGUGGAUUCUUUUGAGUGUGGCCCUAAUACCCUCCAUAGCCUGCAUAGAAAAGUGUUAUUUGUCAGCGAGAAUAACAAACACGCUCGUAUUCCCAAGACCACUAUGCCACACUGCCCCUUGUGGCGCUGCUCUGCCACUACACUCUGCUGUCAUCUCCCAUUUGAGGUUUUUUUUUGUUUUGUUGGUUUUUUUAGGGGUGGGGAGACGGGAACAGACAGUCCAUUCAUGUGUCUGCCUGACCGGAAUGGAGCAUCUCAAAUUCCCGGGGUUCAUCCUGCUGUUACCGUGGAAACCAGUGAGACGGGCUUAGAGGUGAAUCGAGCCUUCGUCCAAACGACAUUUUUUUUGUGCUUGAGAGAGUUAAGCAGAUGCUCGCCAAGGUCACCUGCUCUACCGCAUCUCCAUUAGCUGCCCCUCCACGGCCCUAGAGCCUUUUAAACAAUGACCAAACUCACAGGAGCUUCUACACUACCUAAGUGUGUGUGUGUGUGUGUGUUGCAAUGAAGAGUGUGUAUGUCGGACUGACAGCAGCAUCGUGAUCCAAACAAACGUGACGGCGAGGAAUGCGCUUCUCCUCGCGCUCACUAAGCCAGUUUGCUCAUCCGCGUUAUUAAGAGGCGAAGAUGGAGGCGAAUGGGAUGAUUAGUGACCACUGGUACGUGUGUGUGUGUGUGUGUGGACCAGUGUGUGUUCAUGUGUGUUGAUACUGACUGGGAGGCAGCCAAAGACUGGGCAAAAAAGGUGACACUGCAAAAUUUAAUAUUGGAAGAAGAAAAAGGACUGCAUUUUUUUUUUCAAACAGGCGGUGACAGAUGUCUGUUAAAUAAAAAUGGGAAGAAAAAAAAACCUACAUAUAUAAGAAUGGUUCUUUAAUGGUUUAUUGGGGGUGGGCCCCUUUUAGUCGGUGGUGAUCGAAAACAAAAGUUAUUUUUGUGUUAAUAAUUGAAACAAAAAUGGGUGUUUUUUUUUUUUUGUGAGAGAUGCUCAGUAUAAUGCAUGAAUUCUUCCCCAGCAGGGAAGAAAGGAGGGCUUCACCACUUUGGACUAUUUAAGAGAAUGUUUGCGGGGAGGGGAUCGUAAUAAAAAAAAAUUAAAAAGUAAUGAAGUACUGUUAAGUCAAAAGAUAACAAUGUCAAUGCUGAGUAUGGUCAUUUGUCUCAUUGGGAAUGGUGUAUACAGCAAGGCCUUAUGUGAUCUGUAUCAUAGUUAAUAAAUGAAAUCUUGUACAAA